GCCGCUGUCGGGCACGGUGGCCAGGGAGCCCUGGCGCCUCGGCCUCGCCUCGGAGGGCGGCGGCGCCCUCGAGGCCCACGGCUGGAAGCUGCGCCCCGUGCCCUCGGGCAGCAUCGCGGUGCCCAAGGGCAAGCUCGAGAGGCUCGUCGCCACGGGCGUCGAGCAGGCGCAGGCCGCCGUGGCGCUGUACCGGACCUGGGAGGACGAGGGCGCAGCGGCCGCGCUGCUAAGCGCAGGGAGGAGGUGCCCUGAUGGCCGACUCCGAGGACGCCUCGGCGCUGCGGCUCGCGAUGGCGGCGGGCGCCUCGCCGCCCGCCGGCGGCGCCGGCGUUUUCAGGUACGGCACGGACUACCCGCAGCCGGUGAUCCCGCCCGUGUCCCUCCGCGGCACCGAGGAGGACGAGCGCGCGGCGCGGGAGGCGCAGGCGCGCCGCGACCGCCAGAGAGCGGCGGCCAGGCGGCGGGGCCGCCCCGGCACGGGCGGCGACCGGCGGCCAGCUGCCGGCCCGGCCACGGGCGACCUCGGACGGGCCCGCGCCCGCGGGGGCGGGCCAGUGGCGGCGGGCGAAGCAGAAGCCACGCACGUAGCUUGCGCAGCACGCUCACCGAGGACCCGCCUCGUCUCUUCAUUUGCUCAUCACGCUCACAGAGGACCCACCUCGCCUCGUCAGCCUGCUUCCAGGAGCACCCUCGUUACCUCGCGUUUCUAUCCUGGCCUGUGUCUUGCGUGGCCGCACCCCCGUGCGGCGACUACGAAGAGGUUGUGGUCACGCCGGGGUGUGGUCUGCGAGCUUACGCUGGGGAGCACCACGUUGCCUUCGUUUUCUUCCACAGGGGCCGGGCGGAGAACUCUGUCGAGGUCCUCGCCCGCCCCCCCUGGGUGCGCGUUGCAGACCACACGCUUCGGAGUCGCCGACCCUUCUCUCCUUCUCUCCUCCCCUCCUG
Molecule: messenger RNA, 945 nt
Organism: Prorocentrum cordatum
Lineage: Eukaryota; Dinophyceae; Prorocentrales; Prorocentraceae
Source: the annotation of a GenBank genome assembly